UUGAACUGUGAGAUACGUUCAGAAACUGACCAACUGAAGGACAAGCAGAGAGAGCUCCUGGUGGGACGUUGGGACACCUGUAGUGAUAAAGUUGAGACCAAGGUGGGAAUAUCAUGUGUGUAUCUCGGCUGGUUUUACUGUUUGGGCUGCUUCUAUGUGUGGGGGCUCAGCUGUCCAACGCCCAGCACUGGUCCCAUGGUUGGUACCCCGGAGGCAAGAGGGAACUGGACUCUUUUGGCACGUCAGAGAUUUCGGAGGAGAUUAAGCUGUGUGAGGCAGGAGAAUGCAGCUACUUGAGACCUCAGAGGAGGAAUGUUCUGAGAAAUAUCAUUCUGGAUGCCUUAGCCAGAGAGCUCCAGAAGAGGAAGUGACAGCUCUCCACCCUAUACUGCUUUUCUACCCUCUUCUUCUGUAUUCUUGUCUUUGUGUGAAAUAACUUUAUGAUGAUCUAUUUCAUGGAGUUGUCAGUAAAUUUGUUUUCCAGCAUUACAUGGAUUU
Molecule: messenger RNA, 498 nt
Organism: Morone saxatilis (striped sea-bass)
Lineage: Eukaryota; Metazoa; Chordata; Actinopteri; Moronidae
Gene: gnrh2
Product: gonadotropin-releasing hormone 2
Exons: 4
Coding region: 114-371 (85 amino acids)
Biological process (GO): multicellular organism development
Cellular component (GO): extracellular region
Molecular function (GO): hormone activity
Source: RefSeq, a predicted model, not a curated record